Molecule: messenger RNA, 1946 nt
Organism: Olea europaea var. sylvestris
Lineage: Eukaryota; Viridiplantae; Streptophyta; Magnoliopsida; Lamiales; Oleaceae
Product: tRNA dimethylallyltransferase 9
Exons: 12
Coding region: 121-1494 (457 amino acids)
Biological process (GO): cytokinin biosynthetic process; tRNA modification
Molecular function (GO): tRNA dimethylallyltransferase activity
Source: RefSeq, a predicted model, not a curated record
AUUGCAAACAAAUUGUCCUCUUUAAACAUUUUGGUAGUGCGGAUUGUAAAGAAAUAAAACACUUCUGUUUACAAGACGGAUUAGUAGCUCUCACACGGCAAUAUUUCCAACUUGACAAAAAUGAUGGGUGGCUUUGGAAUCCCAAGCUUUCGGAUGAGUUGCCUCCGACUCACGAGCACGGCACCCGUCAGUCUUAAUCGCCGCCGCCUCAUUAGACCCUUAGCUACCUCAUGCUCGGCGGCGGCAGCGAAAAAUAAAAAGGAGAAGGUCAUAGUAAUAUCUGGUCCCACCGGUGCCGGAAAAAGCAGGCUAUCACUGGAACUCGCGAAGCGACUCAACGGCGAAAUAAUCAGCGCUGACUCUGUCCAGGUGUACAGAGGUCUAGAUGUGGGAUCAGCAAAGCCUUCUCUCAGCGAAAGACAGGAAGUGCCACAUCAUUUGAUUGACUUAUUACAUCCAUCUGAAGAUUAUUCUGUUGGACAAUUUUAUGAGGAUGGAAGGCAAGUAACAAAUGAUGUUCUUAAUCAUGGCCGUGUUCCCAUAGUUGCAGGUGGUACAGGAUUGUACUUGCGGUGGUUCAUUUAUGGGAAGCCAGAUGUUCCAAAAGCCUCUCGAGAGAUCACUUCUGAAGUGCAUUCUGAACUUGCUAAUUUACAGAGAGAUGGUGAUUGGGAUGCAGCUGUCCACUUGCUGGUUAAAGCAGGUGAUCCAAGUGCCCAAUCUUUAGCUGCAAAUGAUUGGUAUCGAUUACGCCGCAGACUAGAAAUCAUCAAGUCAAGUGGAGCACCACCGUCAGCCUUUCAAGUACCUUAUGAUUCGUUUCGGGAAAAUUUUGAAUCAGAUGAGGCAGAUGCUGUUGACAUCAACUCUGCUUCAGAUGGACUUCUUGAGAGUAAAUCAAAGGAUUUGGACUAUGAAUUUAUUUGUGUAUUCCUUUCGACCCAAAGGUUGGAUCUCUAUAGAUCAAUUGAUUUUCGAUGUGAAGAUAUGCUUUUAGGAGAUGAUGGAAUUUUGUCUGAGGCAAAAUGGCUUCUUGAUUUGGGUCUUCUACCGAAUUCAAAUUCUGCAACUCGAGCUAUUGGUUACAGACAAGCUAUGGAGUAUCUCCUGAAGUGCAGAGAACAAGGGGGUCAAUGUUCUGCCCAAGACUUCUAUACAUUUUUAUCAGAGUUUCAGAAGGCGUCCAGAAACUUUGCAAAAAGACAAAUAACUUGGUUUCGUAACGAGCCAAUUUACCAUUGGAUUGAUGCCUCUAAACCUUUGGAAAACGUGCUCAGCUUCAUAUGUGAUGCAUAUCAGGAACAAAACGGAAACCUAAAAGUGCCGGAGUCACUUUGCAUGAAGAAGGAUAUUACAAACCAUCGGGAAGUCAUGCGACUGAAAACUUAUCGCACUAAAAAUCGGCAUUUUGUCGGUCGUGAAGAUUGCACUGAUAUUCUGCACUGGGUGAGGACCCAAGAUCAAACCACAAGGACCAGUGGAAUGAAAGCCUAGACGAGUUCUCCUACGCCAGAUAGGAUUUACAGAAUAGUUCACGAGUUAUGACAUUCCUUAGCCGAAACAUUGCAAAAUUCUUCAAGAUCCGUCUGGAGGAAAGUUGAGGGCACCUGGCAUCAUGGAUAUAAAAGUCUACAUGGACUAGCAUAUAUUCUUCCCAUGGAGACGUUAGAGCUACAAAGAGAAUUAAGCAUAUGCUGAUGUCCAACAUCGUAACAUUUGAGGACAUCAAUUGAGCACAUUAUCGUCCAGCUACCAAUUCAGACGAGAUAUUUUUCAUUAAUUUUAUCUGAAUAAUUCAAUAUUUUCUGUUCUUAAAUCUAUGAGAACCAAGUAGUAAUUAGAUGCUCAUAUACUGGUAAAAUUGAUUGUGAUUGUUCAUGCGAUUGAAUGGUUAUAUCAAGGAAUUGCUUUUAAAUUAUAAAUAAUAGAAAUUAUUGAUGGAUAAA